This is a messenger RNA of Miscanthus lutarioriparius, 1137 nucleotides long. The record is from the annotation of a GenBank genome assembly. NCBI's taxonomy places the organism in Eukaryota, Viridiplantae, Streptophyta, Magnoliopsida, Poales, Poaceae.
AUGGCGGACGCAGCAAGAGGCCAUGGGUCUCUCCCGGUGGCUAACGUGCAGGCGCUUGCGGAGACUUGCAAUAACGGAGUGGAUGAGCCGGUGCCCCAGAGAUACCUCAGCAAGGAUCCUAGCGCGGAGGAGGUCGUAUCCGCCGACGACAGCGCUUGCGCGAUUCCGGUCAUCGAUUUCCGGAAGCUGCUUGAUCCGGAGUCAUCGGAGGAGGAGUGCGCCAGGCUCGGAUCCGCAUGCCACCACUGGGGCUUCUUCCAGCUCAUCAACCAUGGAGUUCCGGAUGAAGUGAUUGCAAAUCUGAUGAAGGACGUAGUCGGGUUCUUAAAGCAGCCGCUGGAAUCCAAGAAGGAAUGCGCGCAGCAAGCUGGCAGCCUUGAAGGCUAUGGACAGGCGUUUGUUGUGUCUGAGGAUCAGAAGCUGGACUGGGCGGACAUGUUCUACCUUCAGGUUCAUCCGAGUGAGUCCAGGGACAUGCGCUUCUGGCCUACUCGCCCUGCAUCCUUCAGGGAUUCCGUGGACUCAUAUUCCCUGGAAGCAGCAAAGCUAGCGUAUCGCUUGCUGGAGCUCAUGGCCAAGGCCGUGGGCACCGAGCCGGCGGUGCUGCGAGGCGUGUUCCAAGGGCAGCCGCAGGGCAUGCGGGUGAACCUCUACCCGCCGUGCCGGCAGGCAGCUGGCCGGGUGCUGGGCCUGUCGCCGCACAGCGACGCGUCUGGCAUGACGCUGCUGCUGCAGAUGAACAACGAUGUGCAGGGACUGCAGGUCAAGAAGGAUGGCAGGUGGUUCGCCGUGGACGCCAUGGACGGCGCCUUCGUCGUCAACGUCGGCGACUUUCUUGAGGAUACGUGGUGGUGUCUCGGUCUGACGUUGAAAACGCUUUCCUUUUUCGGUGUUGGGGGGUUGGGUUGGGGGCAUCCAUUUGUGUCUCGAUCUGUGCUGAUGUAUCUUGUGCCCUUCGUUUUGCAGAUCAUGAGUAAUGGGAAAUUCACCAGUGUUGAGCAUAGGGCUGUGAUACACCCAACCAAGAAGAGAAUUUCAGUGGCAAUGUUCUUCUACCCUUGCCCGAAUAUGAUGGUUGGUCCUUUGCCAGAGCUCGUGAAAGGCGGUAUAGAUCAACGGGUUAUGAGGAUUUUAUGA